AUGUCCAAGACUUAUUUCGUUUCAGGCGCUAACAGAGGCAUUGGCUUCUCAUUCGUCAAAGAAUUGAGCUCAGACUCCACCAACACCGUCAUUGCGACUGCUAGAAACGUGGAAACGGCGGCAGAGUUGAAAUCGUGGGCGGACGCUCACUCGAAUGUCAAGCUCGUGCAAUUGGAUGUCGCAUCUGCGGAAAGUGUGCAAGCGGCCGCGAAGACUACGCAGGAAAUUACCCCAAAGGGGAUCGAUGUCCUGAUUUCUAACGCAGGUAUUGCCAAGUCUUCUGAUCCAGUCUUGGGCCUAUCGGACGAUCUUUAUCUCGAGCAUUUUGUCGUAAACACCUUGGGCCCAAUAAGACUGAUCAGGGCUUUCAAGUCGCUUCUUGACAAAAAGGCGACGAAGGAAGUUCUUGCCAUUACUUCUAUUGUUGGAUCUGUGGGUACGGUAAUGCCUCUUUCUACCUCAGGCUACGGUUUGUCAAAGGCCGGUCUCAACUAUGCUUUCAGACAAUUGCAGCAAGAGCUGUCGCCAGAGGGAUACAGUUUUGCCCUAGUCCACCCUGGUUUGGUUGGAAGCGACAUGGGCAACGAGUUUGUAGAGGGCUUGGACCCUGAUGUUCGUGAGCAAUUCCUCAACACUCUGCCACUUAUCACCCCAGAUCAGUCCGCCUCUGCUAUCAAUAAAAAUGUCCUGCAAGAACUUAAGUCCAAGAACUUUGGCAAGUUCUUGAGUUAUGACGGCUCAGAACUCGUUUGGUAG
This is a messenger RNA of Lachancea dasiensis, 756 nucleotides long. NCBI's taxonomy places the organism in Eukaryota, Fungi, Ascomycota, Saccharomycetes, Saccharomycetales, Saccharomycetaceae. The record is from the annotation of a GenBank genome assembly.